AUGUCUCCUACCGAUUUCCAUCUCCAAGCCACCCUCGACCUUCAACGUCUCGCCAGCUGCCAAUGGCCCCUGAACUUCUGCAUUUCAGACCAUGUGCCGCUAGAGGGCUCUAUCUCCUACGACGAAGUGGCCAAGCUUGCCGACGUCCCCGAAUCCCAGCUCAUGCGCCUCGCUCGCCUGGCAAUGGCCAGCGGUCUCUUUCACGAGCCCAUCGCAGGUCAAAUUGCCCACACCCCCGUGUCCGCUGGGCUAAUCUCUAAUUCGCCGCUCUAUGACAAUAUGCUCUUCCUGACGGAAGCUAAUCUUCCCAUUGCCAGCAAAAUCGUUGAAGUGACGCGUGCGGCUUAA
Cyphellophora europaea CBS 101466 is the source of this 348-nucleotide messenger RNA. RefSeq lists its product as uncharacterized. The transcript has a single exon. Lineage: Eukaryota; Fungi; Ascomycota; Eurotiomycetes; Chaetothyriales; Cyphellophoraceae. The record is from RefSeq and is a predicted model, not a curated record. The coding region runs from base 1 to 348 and encodes 115 amino acids. Gene Ontology annotation, molecular function: methyltransferase activity.